UCAAAUCCUUUCGUACUAUUGCUCCGCCAUCCGAUCCUCGUCGGAUAUAACCAACUCCAACUCCCGGCCCAGCAAGAGAACAAAUACAAUGGCUCGCUCGUUCAACCUGAUUGUCGUGUUGGUUGUCGCUCUGUCGGUCGUCCAGGCCACCGUCAUCCGUGAGGAAGACGUCGCCCGACUUUUACCCGAAGGCCGGGCCAAUACCGUCAUCUCCGUCGUCACCACUACGGCCACCGGACCCACAACAGUCGUCAAAUCGACGAGAUUGGUCUGCGCCACUCUGGUUUCACCCAUUUCCACAACGGACUGUCGUCGUAAGAGACAAUUCUGGAAUGCUGCUCCGCUCUUCUUCGCUGUUGGCCAGGACGACGUCAACCAAUUCGACGGACUGAACCCAACUCAAGUCCUCCAAGUGGAGCCGUCCGUCCUGCCGGCUCCUGUCGAGUACCGCAACCGACCUGCUUUCAGGCCCAUCGCAUCGCAGCAAUUCAAUUCGCCGUUCGCCAUUCAGUCGUCGCUGAGCAACAAGGUCCAGCCGCUGGCUCUCCGCGUUGCCGAUCCGUUCUUCGGCGCUGCCCGCUUCUCCGCCUUUUCUUCGCUCUUCUCCAACAUCAUCUCGUCCAUUCUGACUCCGGCCGUCACUUCCACCAGCACCAAGACGGUGUACACCACAACGGUGACCAGCACUUCGUUCACGUCUACGGCUACCUACACCCUUGUAUCUGCUCAGUGUCUCCCAGCUGGAGUGAAAGUUUGCCCGGCAACUCCUACCACCCCUGCGCCCGCGACAACUAGCACGACUGGGGCGACCACUAGCACCACUACUGGUGGGUCAACUGCCACAAGUACCUCAACAGAAGCAUCCACAACAACUACUACACCUUCUGGUUCUGGCAAAUGA
Molecule: messenger RNA, 901 nt
Organism: Daphnia pulicaria
Lineage: Eukaryota; Metazoa; Arthropoda; Branchiopoda; Diplostraca; Daphniidae
Product: chitinase 3-like
Exons: 4
Coding region: 89-901 (270 amino acids)
Source: RefSeq, a predicted model, not a curated record